CUUCCACCAAUCACUGGUAAAAAAACAGCUGCAGUAACGCACAAAUUUUCCGCCUACUUGCCGAGAACCAGGAAAUAAUCAUGAUAUUUUGAUAGGCGUCUCUCGGUUGAUUUUAGUCUUGACGACACAAUAUUUUUUUCCUCAACGUUUGUGCUCAGGGAAGAUUGUUGCAGUUAUGGCUUCGUUAUUCAAGAAAAAGACUGUUGAUGAUGUUAUUAAAGAACAAAACAAAGAGUUGCGCGGAACCCAAAGACAGAUAACACGAGACCGAACAGCACUGGAAAAACAGGAAAAACAAUUGGAGAUGGAGAUAAAGAAAAUGGCCAAGACGGGGAACAGAGAUGCCUGUAAGGUUUUAGCCAAGCAGCUUGUACAAGUGAGAAAACAGAAAACUCGUACAUAUGCGGUCAGCUCUAAGGUUACCUCCAUGUCCACACAAACCAAGCUAAUGAACUCCCAGAUGAAAAUGGCUGGGGCUAUGGCCAAAACCACCAAAACAAUGCAAGCUGUCAAUAAGAAGAUGGAUCCACAGAAGACUAUGCAGACCCUGCAGAACUUCCAGAAGGAGACAGCAAAGAUGGACAUGACAGAAGAGAUGAUGAACGACACUCUGGAUGAAAUCUUUGAGGGUUCUGAUGACGAGGAAGAAUCUCAGGACAUUGUGAACCAGGUGUUAGAUGAAAUUGGAAUUGAGAUCUCAGGAAAGAUGGCUCGUGCCCCUGCAGCUAACCGAAGGAACCCAACUACCUCCACAUCCAAAGCAGAUGAGAUAUCAGAUGAAGAUAUUGAGAGACAGCUCAAAGCUCUUGGAGUGGACUAAUACUGAUGCACAUAUACAAACACCUAGUUAUUACCUGGCAACAGCAAGUGAAUGAAACACACUCCACUUAUAUACACACACACACACACACACACGCGCGCAGAUAAACAGACAGUCCAAUAUCUUACAUUCAGAGUCACGUACCUGCCUACUCUGGGAUAAAGUGCCACAGAUGGCAAAUGCAAUUGUUUUGUUUUUUAUUUAUUUAUGACAAUCGAAGAUGACUAUCAUAGAGUGCAUUUACCUGCACAGAAUAAUCAGAUAACUAUAAAAAAUCUGCUUAUUAUAGAAAAGUGUUUUUGUGUGUUUACAUGCAAAUCAAUAAACCGGCUGUGCAGACAACUGCGUUUACAUGGGACUUUGAGAUUUGUCAGGUUUCUCGCAGGCAGUGACGUCACCGCCUACAGUGAUAGUCUUUAACAAGCCGACGGCAUAUCUGUCUUAAAAUAUACCCUUGUGUCUCUUCACGUGUCUGCAGAACGAGAAAUGUAACAAUGUAACAUUAGCUUUUAUUUUCACAUUUUAUCUUCCAACUGCUUGAGUCGAGCGGAGACUUUUAUGCGUUACUUUGCGCUGACGUUUAUCUUUCACACGCGGAGACAUGCGCACAUGAACAAAACUACGAGAAAGCCGGUUGAGGUGUUUACAUGCCACGCAAAAUCAGGGUAAUGAGCAAAAAACUAUCCCUGCCAAUAGUUUUUUGCUUACGCCGUUUAUGGGCUUUCACCGAUAAAAGAAAGCGCUUAGGUUACUCACGUAACCCCGGUUCCCUGAAAUAACGGGAACGAGCAUUGCGUCAGUUAGCUGACGCAAUGGGGGAAACUCCUGUUUACUCCGCGUUUGAAGCCUAUUGGUAAAUGUCUGUAAAAAAUACAGACCAAUGACGUUUGAGCCCGCGCACAGGAUGGCACACGUCCUUAUAUAAGCGCGGGGUCAAGCGUAAAGAGCUCAUUAUUAUUCGACUGAAGCGGGCAGCCGAAUAACACUCGCUGCGUAGACGUUUGUUAUUUCAGGGAACCGGGGUCACGUGAGUAACCUAAGCGUUCCCUUAUAAUGCGGUUCACUUCGCAUUGCGUCAGUUAGCUGACGCUAUGGGGGAACGUAAUCCCAUCACGCCGUGCAUACACAACGUACUGAAGUUCCUUACCGGAGAGACACUGCGUGUGGCCCUAUAUCCAGCAUAUUCACAGCUUAAAGCAAAGUGUAAGCACCAUACAAAAUGUUAACGUGCAUACGGUGGGGUUUUAAACGGACAGGGAGCACAUAACAUAGCACAAGGCCGCGAGAUCACCGAGCGUGCCGCGGGUGUCCGAGAUUAAGUAAAUUCAGAGUCACGUUGGUGAGCUCGCUGAGCGCACCGUGGUGUACACGUAAAACGCAUGAGCGUGCAUUAUUAAGCCGAGAGAACCUGCGCUCGGUGUCUCGCGUCUAAGCUGUACAAUCUGGCAAACGUAGACGGCGAAGACCAGCCGGCCGUGUUGCAGAUAUCAAAUAUAGAUACCCCUGUAGACCAAGUCCAUGAUGAAGCCAAACUCGCGCAGAGUGGGCUCUAACAUAUAGGGCAUAGCUCAUAAAAGCGUGAGCCAGUGCGAUGGCUUCAACGAUCCAUCUAAAUAGCCACUAUUAGCAACAGGCAUACGUAGUGAGUGAUCUGCGACUCUCACGAACGGCCGAUCUGACUAUAAUAUGCGGCAGAACGGUUUGUAGCGUGGGAUUAUACAGAUACCACAAUAGUGUGAACCCAGGUGAGCCCUCGAGCGCAUUGGGAUGCAUAUAGGUAGUAUUAUAGUGCACAGAUCGGUGAGCUUUCCAAGCGCGCCAUAAAUGUGUACUGACAAUAAAUUGCACGGGCACAGGUGAACACUUGAGUACAUCGUGAAUGCAUAUAGAUGAAUCAGAGUGUUAUAAUGCACAGGCCGGCAAGAUUUUCGAGCAUGCCGUCAUGUGUUCUGAUAAUAAAUUGUGCGCACACGGGUGAACCCUUCAGUGCACCGUGAAUGCGUAUAGAUAAAUCAGUGCACAGAACGCGCCAUGUACAGAUAUGAUUGAUGAACGUAACGGUGGGUACCCAGCGCACCGUGAACGCACACAGAUGAUCAACAAUGUAUGUGUCACAAAGGAUAACACAGCCGUGUAUACAGGUGAGCUUCUCUAAGCGCGCGGUGGACGCAUAUAAUUAAAAACCAUAUCGUGCAUACAGGUGAGCUUACGGGCGCACCUUUAAUGCAACAAACCCCAGUAGUGCGCGAGGCAGGGAUGUCGAAGCUGUAAAAUUGACAACGUGGACGGCGGGGACCAGCCGGCCGUGUCACAAAUGUCAAAUGAGAAACCUCUAAGACCAUGCCCAAGGUAAAGCUAAUCCAUACAUGGAGUAGAUUAACCAUGAGUGAGCAUGGGAGGUGAUAACUUCAACAAUCCAUAAAUAACCUGUAUUGACAGGUGCGCUAGAGAGUGAACUGUGACGCAGAUGAACAGCUGAUCGUCUGAUGUACGUCAGACGUAUCUGUCAUACAGGACCUUGGACAGUUCCAGAGCGCUGUGCCUCGGGCACCGUCCGCAUCUGUGAAAUGACAGGCUUAUGAAUAAAGUGAAUGGCCAGCCGUAAAAGCGUGGUACGCUGUUACCGCCGCCGUCAGCAUCUGAGAGAUGACAGGCUUGUGAAUUAAACGAAUGGUCGGUCGUAAAAGCGUGGUUCGCUGUUAUCGGUGCCACAUAGAUAUAGCAUAGGGGGAGAGAGCCGCCGUGCACGAGCCUCUGUAGUGAGGAGAAAACCGUUCCACACCACAAUUCAUGGGGGUUUAGACUUUUCGCUUGUCACCGGACAGAAAUAGAUCAGACUUUGCAUAAGGUCGCCUCGCGAGAGGGGUCCUAGUAGCUCGUGUCGACGUGUCAUAAGGCACGUAGGUCAUGUCUCAUGGAUGCAAUUUCCAUAUGCCCGUCGUAACGGGUUAAUAUGUCUGCACCUUGGUGGUUUAAGCACGAGAUGCGUAUCACUCUGAUUGAACAUAGCUUAUAAAGCGAUGCAAUGAGUUUAUAAGGAGAUGACCUGUCAGCUUGUACGCUUAGGUUGCGAGAUCUCAACCUGACUCGGUGAAUAAUGAAAACCACCGUAGUUCGCUCGACCGCGUUAUUACAAUAACAAUAAUAAUAACAAUUUAGUGCUGCAGUGCUUGAAUCAUCCCCUUAAAUGGACUGUAUGUACAGUACAAGGUGAUUGAUAUGAGACAAACGUGCGUUUCACGCACCGUAGGCUGAUUGGCGUCGCAAGGGGUGUCUAAUUCCGCAGCAGAUGCUGGGCGAGCUCGUAACGAUAGCACUAUGCUAUGCUGCGAAGACCAGAGCUCGGCCGUUCAGGUGCACGAGCCUCAGUAGUGGCGGUGACUAGAGCGGCUCUCAGAGCAGAGCAGUAUGUCUAGUUGGUUUAAUGUCUAUCUAUCUUAGUUCUACGGCUCCCCCGCUUGUUCAUCUCAACAAGAGAGGGCGGUGCCAGACCGGUGACGGGCUCGGAGGAAAUUCAUAGCAGAGAAGCUCACUCGAGCCGCUGUGCUGGACGCUAUUACAACAGCGCCUGCUCUUUUAGCUUAUAGCUUUAUAUUAAAAAUAUUGAUCCUACCGGGCGGCCGCAGGGGAGACCUCGUCAGGCAUGUGUCCGCUGCACAGGGCUCGUACCACGGCAAGCGAAGGCUAUAUUCGGUUCUCAGCCGGAAAGCGGCAGGGGAAGACGCUAGACCUGGAUUCUGCUAUCUUCGGUUCUCAGCCGGAAAACGGCAGGGGAAGACGCUAGGCCUGGACUCUGCUGCAGGGCUUGUGUCGACGGCGAGGAAAGGCUUCUUCUUCGGAGCAGCGAGAGGUUCACGCUGAAGGAGAAAAUUAAUGAGCUCUUUAAACUUGACCCCGCGCUUAUAAGGAUGUGUGCCAUCCCGCGCGUGGGCUCAAAUGUCAUUGGUCUCUAUUUUUUACAGACGUUUACCAAUAGGCUUCAAUCGCGGAGUAAACAGGAGUAUCCCCCAUAGCGUCAGCUAACUAACGCAAUGCGAAGUGAACCGUAUUGAAAGGGAAUUGUUUUGCGCAUUUACAUGACCUCACACAUUAUCAGUUUAUUAAGCAUAAUCGGCGUAAGAAGUGCAUGUAAACGCACUCGUUGAUUUUUGAUUGAUUGUUGAUUGACACUUUUCAUAAGAGCCAUGGUUUUAUCUGGCUUAAGUCAUUUUAGAAAGGCAAAAAUUAAAAGGUAUUUUUGGGGACUUAGUGUAAAGAAUAUAAUGCCUUUAUCUACACCGUUGUAGACUCCAACUUCAGUCAACAACAGAGAAAAUCAACCUACUCAUAUUGUUGUAAACAAGGUUGACAGGAGAAUUCGACCUCUCCAAACAUACACGACACAGGGCUGUCUCUCUGGUCCUGUCACAUUUGUCUAGUCUUUAUUCAACUCCCCCACAUAUUGCGAUGCAUGACCAGACACUGUGUGAGCGAAACUUUUUGCUUUCCACAUUUGCCCUGUUUGUGAUUUGUAAGUGAUUAAAUUUGUCUUGUAGGCAAAUUUUUUUUGCCUGGAUAUUUUGAGUGUGCAUAGUUAAUUCAGUCGAUCUUCAGGGCAAUGCCAUAUGCAAAGAUCUGUUUGAGAAUAUUUUUACUUGUGUUAUAUCUGAAGACAAACACUUUCCACAUUCUGUGUUUUUGAAGCUUUGAUUGUGUUUACUGUGCGCAAUGUGUUUAUGUUUCAAAUGUAAAAAAAACACUGUAUUUUUCACACAAUUUACUUAUCUGUAUUGCACUGUUUUAACUGUCCUCAAAACGGGCUGAUGUCUUCCUUGUUCUAUGAAGUCCCUCCUUCAGAAAUGCAUAACGAGUUCUGGGGCUUCAUUUAUAAAAUGCUGCGUAAAAACCAUCCUACAUUUGAUCAUAAGAUCAUUUAACAAAAAUGCAUACGUGUGAUUCAUAAACCGAACGUACGCGCAGAAAACGCGCGUACCCCUUUCAACCUAUAAAUCGCAAAUGAACUUGAACUUGUGCCUGCAGUUUCAGAUCUCCGCCUUUAAACGAUGCGUAAUUAAUGUCAGACAUAUAAAAGAGCGCUUGUCAAUGUUUAAACCCAAUUUCAAACAGCAAGAAUGGCUUAUGUUUCCAAAAACCUGCAGCAAUCAGACAAGCAAAAAUUUUAUAUUUAUAAAAAUUGUCUUUGACGUGAAAAAGUGCUUAGCGCCACGUCAGUGUCUGAGCAGACGUACGCACUUUUUCACGUCAAAGACAAUUUUUAUAAAUAUGGACUUUGUUUUGGAUUUUUGCCCACGUACACUUUACGAUCAAAUCUGUGCCUACGCACGCUUUAUAAAUGAGCCCCCAGAUUGUGUAACCUAGUCUAUCUGUGUUCCGUACACUUUUGGGCUUUUCCGGAAGCUUUCGACUACUCCUCGAAGCAACCUGCUCAAAAUAAACAUGUUUGUGUGCACAUUCCCUGGGGGAAUGCCUAUUGUAUGAGUCACACUUUGAUUGAUGUCUUUUGGACCACCUGUGUACGGAAGAUAAGGGAAAACAAUGUUCCGUACAUGCUAACAAUGAUGUUCCGUACAGAGCGCAAAACUUGAUUUCAGCUGUGAACAUGGACAUUAAAGAUGAACUAAUGUUUUAUUUUA
Molecule: messenger RNA, 6453 nt
Organism: Misgurnus anguillicaudatus (oriental weatherfish)
Lineage: Eukaryota; Metazoa; Chordata; Actinopteri; Cypriniformes; Cobitidae
Gene: chmp2bb
Product: charged multivesicular body protein 2Bb
Biological process (GO): vacuolar transport
Source: RefSeq, a predicted model, not a curated record